AUGACCACAGGACACCCAAGUUCUAAGACAGAAAUUAGACGAGCAAUAAAGAAAGUGAUUGCUGAACGAGACAUUGUUGAAAAAUUAAUCCAGGCAUUAAAAGAGACAGUCACAUUAAGUGAAGACGAGACAUUGGAAGGGAUUGAAAUUGAUAAUGUUAUUGAAAACUUAGACCAGGAACUCUUGGAAAUUUUAGAUUUAGUGGACACUAGUGUCCAGGCUGCUAAUGAGCAUAUCCGAGAGCAAUUAUUGAAGGACGAAAAUGAAUCGGACUCGUCAACAAUAAAAUCAAGUAAAUCAUCCGUGAAAUCAAACAUAACCAGUUCCUCAAAUGAUAAGAUCCCAAAGGCGAAAGCAUACAGCAAGAAUAGCAAAAAGGCAACAUCUGUGACGGACGAUCCGGAACCUCUUAAAACGUGCCUACCUCGUCCUAAUCCCGAUCCCCCAUCUUAUACACGAGUGAAACAAAAAGGCGUAGAGCUGCGAAACUUCUCUAGAGAUGAUAAAACCGAUUUCGAGGCGUGGAACGCGGCCUUCACAUCAGUUGUUGAUGAGACCAACAUGCCAGUAAAGGAAAAAAUGCUACGGCUGCAGAACUGCCUGAAAGGAAAAGCGUUAGAGACAGUCAAGGACCUUGGAUUCACUCAGCAUGCGUACGAGAGAGCGAAAGAAAAGUUACAACGCAAGUAUGGUGGUAAACGUAGACAGACCCUGACACAUUUGGCAACCUUAAGAGCACUACCCAAAGUACGACGCCAUAACCUGGAAGAAUUAGAAACCUUGUUGUCAAUGCUAGACCGUAUUCUUAUCGCAUUACAAGACGAUGAUCGUGGCAAUGAUGAAAUUAGAAGUCAGCACCUUUGCUUAACAGUGAAGGAAAAAUGUCCAGUGGAAUACGUCAGAGAAUACAAGUAUUGGUUAAAUGAGCGGGAUGAAGAUGAUGAUUUUAAAAUGCUGGUCCAGUGGAUCGAGAGGCGUGUUUGCAUCAUGGAUGAGGCUAAGGAAGAAACGGGAGAAUUCGUCAAAGCGUACCAUGGAGGACAACGUCAUAAUCAAGGCUUUAAUACAGAUAAGAAAGUUAGGAAAUGUAUCGUUAUGAAUUGCGACGCUGAUCAUCCGCCUUGGGUUUGUCCAGAAUUUAAAAAGCUCCCUGUAGCUACACAAAAUCAACUAAUAGCUAAAACAAGACGGUGCUUCUCUUGUCUAGCGGCUGGUCACCGAAGUAAGCAGUGUGGCAGAAAGAGAAAAUGUGGAGUCAGCGGAUGUGAAAGUAAAGGACAUAGCAGCUUGUUACACGAGCCUGAGAGAAUAGAAAAACAGAAUGAAGAUAAUGACAACAACAAAGAUCAGACCAAUCCUUCAAUUGGAGGGACAGAUGCAAGAACCUAUACGACAAACCGAGUUGAACAAAUAUCAUUGAUGGUUCUCCCAGCAACUGUCGAAAUUGGCAUCAAGAAGAUAAAAAUCAAUGUUAUGCUGGAUCCUUGCUCCACGGGAUCAUACGUCACCGAAAGCCUAGCGGGAGAGUUGCACUUGAAAGGAGAAAAACAGGAUUUGAGCAUAUCAGGAACUGGUGGGAUGGAGAUUAAGAGACAGUCGAAACAUGUAAAGUGUGUGAUCACAUCCGUCAAUGGAACCUUCUCAUCGCCUGUGGAAGCAAAUGUGUUAUCUAACACAUGGGCAGCUGGAAUUGGUUGGGAAGACAAAAUGCCAGAAAAUUUGUGCAAUGAAUGGAACAAUUGGGUAAAAGAACUGAGCGACUUUAAUGGAUUCUAA
Messenger RNA from Dendronephthya gigantea, 1776 nucleotides. RefSeq lists its product as uncharacterized. Bases 1 to 1776 code for a protein of 591 amino acids. Lineage: Eukaryota; Metazoa; Cnidaria; Anthozoa; Malacalcyonacea; Nephtheidae. The transcript has 3 exons. The record is from RefSeq and is a predicted model, not a curated record.